Molecule: messenger RNA, 2532 nt
Organism: Indicator indicator
Lineage: Eukaryota; Metazoa; Chordata; Aves; Piciformes; Indicatoridae
Gene: DCLK2
Product: doublecortin like kinase 2
Exons: 18
Coding region: 1-2274 (757 amino acids)
Biological process (GO): intracellular signal transduction; protein phosphorylation
Molecular function (GO): ATP binding; protein kinase activity
Source: RefSeq, a predicted model, not a curated record
AUGGCGAGCAGCCGGAGCAUCGAGCUGGAGCACUUCGAGGAGCGGGACAAGCGGCAGCAGCGCGCCGGGCCGCGCCGCGGCGGUGGCGGCGGCGGCGCUGGGCCGCGGGGUAACGGACUGAUCCCCAGCCCUGCGCACAGCGCCCACUGCAGCCUCUACCGGACGCGGACUCUGCAGGCGCUCAGCUCGGAGAAGAAAGCCCGGAAAGCACGCUUCUACCGCAACGGGGACAGGUACUUCAAGGGCUUGGUAUAUGCCAUCUCCACCGACCGCUUCCGCUCCUUCGAUGCGCUCCUGGUUGAGCUCACCCGGUCCCUGUCGGACAACGUGAACUUGCCCCAGGGUGUCCGCACAAUUUACACCAUCGAUGGCAGCAAGAAGCUCACCAGCCUGGAUGAGGUGCUGGAAGGUGAAAGUUAUGUCUGUGCUUCCAAUGAGCCCUACCGCAAAGUUGACUACACCAAGAACGUCAAUCCCAACUGGUGUGUGAACAUCAGGACCGGCACCAGUCGAUCCUUGCCCUCUCUGACGUCCACAAAGAGCGAGGUGAAGGAGAGUAAAGAUUUCAUUAAACCCAAACUGGUGACUGUUAUCAGGAGUGGAGUCAAGCCACGCAAAGCUGUGAGGAUCCUGCUGAACAAGAAGACUGCGCACUCCUUCGAGCAGGUCCUGACUGACAUCACAGAAGCCAUUAAGUUAGACUCGGGUGUAGUCAAGAGACUCUGUACGCUGGAUGGCAAGCAGGUGACAUGCUUGCAGGACUUCUUUGGAGAUGAUGAUGUCUUCAUUGCAUGCGGACCUGAGAAGUUCCGGUACGCUCAAGAUGACUUUGUGUUGGAUCACAGUGAAUGCCGGGUUAUGAAGUCCUCUUAUUCCCGGUCAGCUGGCAUGAGGCAUACUGGAGCCAAAAGUCCAGGCCCUUCACGUCGGAGUAAAUCACCUGCCUCAGUAAAGAGGGGUGGCCACUACUCCAGUGCUCAUUCUUCAGCAAAAUCCCCAGUUAAUGGAACCCCAAGCAGUCAAUUAUCCACCCCAAAAUCUACAAAGUCCUCCAGCUCUUCACCAACAAGCCCAGGCAGCUUUCGUGGACUCAAGCCCUUGACAGCACAAAAUGGCUCUUCCUCCAACGUGAACGGUGCACCUGAACCCCUCCGCUGCCAGAGCCCCGAAGGUGUGAAUGGAAACAAGUGCUCAGGGUCAUCUACCAUCCUGGAGAAGUACAAAGUGGGGAAGGUGAUUGGGGAUGGCAAUUUUGCUGUCGUUAAGGAGUGCGUAGAAAGGUCCACAGGAAAGGAGUUUGCACUGAAGAUCAUAGACAAGAAUAAAUGCUGUGGAAAGGAGCACCUGAUUGAAAAUGAAGUGUCUAUACUGCGCCAGGUGAAGCACCCAAACAUCAUUAUGCUGAUAGAGGAGAUGGACACCCCAGCUGAACUCUAUCUGGUGAUGGAGCUGGUCAAGGGAGGAGACCUGUUCGAUGCUAUCACUUCCUCCACAAAAUACACCGAGCGAGACGGGAGUGCAAUGGUCUACAACCUUGCCAGUGCUCUCAAGUACCUCCAUGGCCUCAACAUUGUGCACAGAGACAUCAAGCCAGAAAACCUCCUGGUAUGUGAAUACUCAGAUGGAUCCAAGUCUUUGAAGCUAGGAGACUUUGGACUGGCGACUGUGGUCGAAGGACCUCUCUAUACUGUCUGUGGUACCCCCACAUAUGUGGCUCCAGAAAUCAUUGCUGAGACAGGCUAUGGCUUGAAGGUGGAUAUUUGGGCUGCAGGAGUGAUCACAUACAUACUGCUAUGUGGCUUCCCUCCUUUUCGCAGUGAAAACAACCUUCAGGAAGACCUCUUUGAUCAGAUACUUGUUGGGAAGCUGGAAUUUCCUUCUCCCUACUGGGAUAACAUCACUGAUUCAGCAAAGGAAUUGAUUAGCCUGAUGUUACAUGUGAAUGCUGAAGCCCGCUACACAGCAGCACAGAUCCUAAGCCAUCCCUGGGUGUCAGAUGAUGCUUCUCAGGAGAAUAAUAUGCAAGCUGAAGUAACAGGUAAACUGAAGCAGCACUUUAAUAACACCUUACCCAAGCAAAAUAACACGUCUGCUGGGGUUUCUGUCAUCAUGAACACAGCUCUAGAUAAAGAGAGUCAGAUUUUCUGCAGCAAGCGCUGUCAGGACGCUGGUAGAGCUGGAACGGAGAAAGCUUCUGCAAUGAGUGCUGCGGCCGAGGAUCCUCGCCUGGCUGGAUCCAAGACUCUCUUCCCUUCUGCUUCUGAGCCACUCUGAUCCCCACGUUCCCUGCCUCAGGAUCUCCCAAGUUUGCUGGGGAUCAGCCUGGUGCUUAAGACUGAGGAAACCAAACCCAGCUGAAACUCCCUGCCCUCUGGCCACCAUUUCUCUGAACUCCACAGGAGAGUUUGUUGUGAGUCCCCCAGCACCUCCCAUGGUAAGCCCAAGGCAGACUCUGCUCUCCUUGAGGACAGCGGUGGGGGAAGGAAUUUGGCAGUGCUGGAUGAUGUUUAGAUUAUCUGUGUCAAUUGACUG